AUGUCACCAACUAACGAAGAAACAGCUAGUGGUCCCAAGUUACCUAUAUCAAAGAAUAGCAGGAAAGUAUUUUUCAGCUUUUCCAAUGGUGCGACAUCUUUCCAACAAGGAUGCUUGGGGGCACAGCAAGCUACGAUAUCUGGGGUGUUGAACAUUAGAUACACUGACGAGAAGCCGAUAUUUGCUAAAAAGAUUGAAAUAUCUUUUGUUGGCAAAGAGUAUGCCUUCUUCAGAGGAACGGUGUUAGAGGAUAAAAAAACCAAUGAUGAAGAAGAAAUUUCGGAUGAUGAGAUUUCGGAUGACGAAAUUGCCGAAAAUGACACCUUUUCCGCUCACUCUGCCAAACGAAAAAUUUUCGAAGCGUCUGUCUGCAUAUGGAAGUCACAGAGCAAGGGUUCAUAUGAGGGCGUGAAAUUUUUGGACUUGCCUUUCAAAUUUCAACUUCCCGAUAACCUUCCUCCUUCGAUAUGCAUGGAUAGAGGUUGGGGGAGGAUUUACUAUAUGUUAAAAGCAGUCAUUUCUCGUCAACCAAUCAACCCCGACAGUAAUAAGCGUAGUAAGAUGAUCAAAAUGAUAGUCCCGGUUGUUCGUUAUACCGUCACCCCAUCACCGACCCCUUCUCGCUGGCUCGCCAAAGAAGAGGGACCGGUCGUAGCUCGUUCGGUGUGCUAUGAUGUGUCUUUGGACCGUGAAACUUUUGGUCCCGGAGGCACUGUAACUGUUCCAGUAAAGUUAUACUUUCGCGAAUCACAAGUUUACCUCAAAAGCAUAUUUGUUGGAAUCAAGGAAUACCAUGAAUUACGAACAAACAAAUAUGAAACGACAAUGAAAGGAUACAUAGCAGAAAAUACUGUUAAAGCUGAUGCCAUCCCAAUAACCGAUGGACCAAAUAAUGAAAUAUCGAUGAACAUUACAUUCGAUAUGCCUCGUGCAAAGGAUUUGGUCUACGACGUGGAGACAACAUACCUGUCAGUGACUCAUAAAUUCAAGGCAAAAAUUAAACUUGGCGGGGCGCCCGAUAUACAUUUAUCAAAGGUAAUAAAAGUUGAAAACACGAUGUCUCGUGAAGAGAUGUUUACGUCGCCUCUGUCCGAAGUCAAGGUCCUCGAGAUUGUCAAACCACAUAAACCAAUCGCCAUAUCUCAACCACUGGACAAAUUAGCAAAACUCGAUAAAAAGAGCAAACGAAUGUCACCUUUUCUUCCAUUCUUUGGUAAGAUUCAUGUUCUUGAUCCCGUUACACAAAAACGGAUUUCUAUUCAACUCCUUCAGAUCGUCGACUCCAAGAAUCCUAAUUUAGUUUACAAUUCGAGAUCACUUGCGGUUCCUCGUUGA
Messenger RNA from Acaulospora morrowiae, 1335 nucleotides. Lineage: Eukaryota; Fungi; Glomeromycota; Glomeromycetes; Diversisporales; Acaulosporaceae. The record is from the annotation of a GenBank genome assembly.